AUGAAUUUUGCGGAACAUUCAAAGGAAGUCUAUUCUGUUGAUUAUAAUACAGUAAAUAAGGAUUGUUUUGUGAGCGGAUCCUGGGACAAUACCAUUAAAUUAUGGAAUUUACAAGCUGCAGGAGCAGGACAAACCAAUGCAAGUUCUGUUGAGACUUUUGAUGAACAUCGUUAUUGUGUAUAUUCAACAAUUUUUUCACCAAUCAAUGGAGAUUUAUUUAUGAGCUGCAGUGGAGAUAUGACCAUGAAGAUUUGGGAUGUACAUGACAUUUCAAGCAUACAAACAGCACGAGUUCACAAUUAUGAAGUGUUGGCAUGUGACUGGAACAAGUUCAAUGAGCAUAUUGUCUGUACAGGUGCUGUCGAUAAAACCAUUAAGGUCUGGGAUUUGAGAAAUUUGAAUCAACAUGGUGCUGGAGUUGUGGGAGGAACAUCAUCCACUGCAUCAGAUUCUUCUAUUUGCACCCUCUCUGGACAUGGAUUUGCUGUGAGACGUGUGAAAUUCUCUCCUCAUGAUGAAAAUAUUAUUGGAAGUGUCAGCUAUGACAUGUCCUUGUGUAUUUGGGAUACUGAGCAAGGAAGCGACAAUGCUCUCCUCGAAAAAUAUGAGCAUCACUCUGAGUUUGUUAUUGGAUUAGAUUUUAAUUUGGAAAUGGAGGAUGAGCUGGCAAGUUGCAGUUGGGACGAGACAGUGUAUGUGUGGAUGCGAGGAGAGGAGCCAGUUCCAACUCACGAAGAGAAUGAAAACGAAAAUGACGAAGAAGAUAAUGAAAUUGUUGCUCAAUUUAGACAAGUCUUAGGUUUAGCAAGAGGUGGAGGAGGAGUUGAAGAUGAGGAUGAAUAUGAAGAGGAUGAGGAAGAAGAAGAGGACGAGGAGGAUGAAGAAUAA
Messenger RNA from Naegleria fowleri, 888 nucleotides. RefSeq names its product Peroxin 7 (Pex7), putative. NCBI's taxonomy places the organism in Eukaryota, Heterolobosea, Eutetramitea, Acrasida, Naegleriidae. The transcript has a single exon. Gene Ontology annotation, cellular component: cytosol; peroxisomal matrix. The coding region runs from base 1 to 888 and encodes 295 amino acids. Gene Ontology annotation, biological process: protein import into peroxisome matrix. The record is from RefSeq and is a predicted model, not a curated record. Gene Ontology annotation, molecular function: protein binding.